Cavenderia fasciculata is the source of this 687-nucleotide messenger RNA. RefSeq lists its product as uncharacterized. The transcript has a single exon. Bases 1 to 687 code for a protein of 228 amino acids. The record is from RefSeq and is a predicted model, not a curated record. NCBI's taxonomy places the organism in Eukaryota, Evosea, Eumycetozoa, Acytosteliales, Cavenderiaceae.
AUGUCUAAUCAUUUAGCAGUACAAGGUAAACAUUGGGUAGAUAUGCAAUCAUUUUUGGCGUAUGCCGAUCAUUUUAGAUUAGAUGUAUUACAAUACUUUAACAAAGGUGUUGUAACUGGUUAUGCUGAAAUUACAAAAAAGGAUUUGGAUAUAUCUUGUAGUGUGGCUAUUACCAAAUGUGGACGUUGGGAUAUUAUAGAACAAUUAAUCAUUGCAAGAAUGAUACCAAAUCAAUUGUUUUUAGAAUUAUGUCUUUGUAAAAGAACGAUGGAAAUAGAAAGGAUACUAUUAAAUCAUCCACAUUUGGAAUACUUGGAUUCAUUCAUGUCAACCGACCAAAUUAUUCAUAGUAUAUGCCAGUUACAAGAUACAAAAUUAUUAGAUAUUCUAGCAAAUCAUUUGACAAUGUUUGACAAGUCCUAUAAUAUUAUACAAACAACCAACAACCCUAUCAAUGAUGAUAAUAUACAUAGACCAUUCCUAAUGUCAAGAGUUAAUACCUUUUUACUCAACUAUCAUAAACACUAUCGUACAUCUACCAAAAACCUAAAUACAACCUUGUCAUUUGAUAAUCGACAAGAUUUACUAUUACACCAUUCCAAUCAAACAACUACUGAACAAUCCAAACUAAUCUUUGAUGAAUCAAUCAGUGAUAAUAAUAAUAAAUUUACUUUUUUAGAAUUCUAA